Messenger RNA from Nanorana parkeri, 2423 nucleotides. RefSeq names its product Suv3 like RNA helicase (gene SUPV3L1). The transcript has 15 exons. Gene Ontology annotation, molecular function: hydrolase activity, acting on acid anhydrides; ATP binding; RNA helicase activity. Gene Ontology annotation, cellular component: mitochondrial degradosome. The record is from RefSeq and is a predicted model, not a curated record. Lineage: Eukaryota; Metazoa; Chordata; Amphibia; Anura; Dicroglossidae. Gene Ontology annotation, biological process: mitochondrial RNA 3'-end processing; RNA catabolic process. The coding region runs from base 123 to 2423 and encodes 766 amino acids.
CAGAGCGCGACUGUGUCAUGUUGCUUCUUUCGGGGACGUGCGGACAGUGAUGUCGCGGAACGUGUAUAGCGCUAGGCAGUUCUUAUGACCACCGUUGUUGUGUCCCCCCUGUGUGCCCCGUCAUGUUCGUGCAGAGAAUGCCCUUUCUUGCCCGAAGCUGCCUGCAGCCUGCCACACGGAGCCCUCUCCUGCGGGAGAUUGUGUGCAGCUCGGUGGCCGGGUGUUCCAGGAUCAGGUCAGCCUCUAGGACUCUUUCUGAUGGGAACAGCAGACCUCUGGACACAUCUCUGUUUAUCCCUGUGAAUAUACGGCCGAUAGACAUCCCAGAUACAGACAUUGGGGCAGAGCUCACCCAGCCUCUUAAUAAAUCUGAAGUAUUGAAGCUUUUGAACAGAUUUUACCGAAGAAAAGAAAUACAGAAGCUGGGAGCAGACAAUGGACUUGAUGCCCGCCUGUUUCAUCAAGCGUUCAUCAGCUUCCGAAGAUUUGUCAUGGAAACUGACCCUUUGAAUGUGGAUCUACAUAUCGUCCUCAAUGAUAUUUGUUGUGGAGUUGGUCAUGUUGAUGAUAUUUUCCCUUUCUUCAUGAGACAUGCCAAACAGAUAUUCCCCAUGCUGGAUUGUAUAGAUGAUCUUCGCAAAAUAAGUGACCUGAGAUUGCCCCCAAACUGGUAUCCUGAAGCUAGAGCCAUUCAGCGGAAGAUCAUUUUUCAUUCUGGCCCCACAAACAGUGGCAAAACUUACCAUGCUAUCCAGAGAUUUUUCAGUGCCAAGUCUGGAGUAUACUGCGGCCCUCUUAAGCUGCUUGCGCAUGAGAUUUACAAGAGGAGUAAUGAUGCGGGGAUUCCCUGUGAUUUAAUCACAGGGGAGGAGCUAAUACACGUUGAUCCAGAGGGAAGACUAGCCAGUCAUGCAGCAUGUACCAUAGAGAUGUGCAGUGUGAAUACACCUUAUGAGGUGGCUGUGAUAGAUGAAAUUCAGAUGAUAAGAGAUCCUGGCAGGGGCUGGGCCUGGACCAGAGCACUCCUAGGGCUUUGUGCCGAAGAAAUUCAUAUCUGUGGAGAGGCUGCUGCUAUUAAACUGGUGACUGAGCUAAUGUACACAACUGGGGAAGAAGUGGAGGUGCGGAAUUAUAAUAGACUGACCCCCCUUAAGAUUCUGGAUCAUGCUCUUGGAUCCUUGGAUAACCUGCGCCCUGGGGACUGUAUAGUCUGCUUCAAUAAAAAUGACAUCUACUCUGUAAGCCGGCAGAUUGAGGCUCGAGGCUUAGAAUGUGCUGUGAUAUAUGGAAGUUUACCUCCAGGAACAAAAAUUGCACAAGCAAGUAAAUUCAAUGAUCCAAAUGACUCGUGUAAAAUUUUGGUUGCCACAGAUGCCAUUGGAAUGGGGCUAAAUUUGAGUAUUAAAAGGAUCAUAUUCAAUUCCUUGAUUAAACCAACAAUGAACGAGAAAGGAGAGAAAGAGAUGAACACAAUCUCCACUUCCCAGGCUCUGCAGAUAGGCGGCCGAGCUGGCAGGUUCAGCUCCAUUUAUAAGGAUGGAGAAGUCACCGCCAUGUUCCAGGAUGAUCUAGUACUCCUAAAAGAUAUCCUCAGCAAGACAGUCACUGAUAUCCAGGCUGCUGGACUACACCCCACUGCUGAACAGAUAGAGAUGUUUGCUUAUCACCUGCCUGACGCCACUCUGUCAAAUCUUAUAGACAUCUUUGUAAGUCUGUCUCAGGUUGAUGGACUUUAUUUUGUGUGUAAUAUUGAGGACUUCAAAUAUGUAGCUGACAUGAUCCAGCACAUACCAUUAAACCUAAGGGCACGAUAUGUGUUCUGCACUGCUCCAAUAAAUCGCAAUCUGCCCUUUGUGUGCACUUCGCUGCUAAAGUUCGCUCGACAGUUCAGCAGGAACGAGCCUCUGACUUUUCUAUGGAUCUCUAAACAUGUGUCCUGGCCUGUUAGCGCUCCAAAAACCAUAAAGGAUCUAAUGCAUCUAGAAGCUGUUCAUGAUAUCUUGGAUCUCUAUUUGUGGUUAAGUUACCGGUUUCUGGAUAUGUUUCCACAUGCUACUAUGGUAAGAUCCAUACAAAAACAGCUGGAUGAAAUUAUUCAGAAAGGCGUUUAUAACAUUACUAACCUCAUCAGAGCAUCAGAAGCUGUGAUGGCGGGCACUGUACCACCGAAUGAGACAAGUCUAAACGUCACUCCAAGAACUGGACUAAGGAGAGACAGGGGAGGUAGGCACACUCUAUUAGGCUCAGAAAUACAGAGUGGGCCCCUCACCUCCAGGUUAGUUAAGGACGGACUCCUUACACCAAGCAUGCUGAAACAGCUUGAACAAGAAUGGUUGAAUCGCCAGAACGGCCAUGGAAACCCUAAUGGAGGAACAUCCUAUGAUACUGACAUAUUAUUUAAAACGACAAGAAAAAAGAAAUAG